AUGGGGCAGACAGAGGACAGGAAGGAAACAUGCGAGAUUAUCAUCAAGGCUGGUGUUCACAAUUAUGACUUGUUUUAUAAUUCGGUUGUUGUUGUUUUAUUUUCCCGCCACCAGGUGACCGGAAACGCUGCGUCGACUCUGCGGAACUUCUGCAGCUGGCAGCAGCAGCAGAACACGGCUGAUGACGCACAUCCGGCGCAUCACGACACCGCAGUACUGCUCACGCGGCAGGAUCUCUGCAGCUCACGUGACGUGUGUUCUACGCUGGGAUUGGCUGAGGUGGGGACCAUGUGCGAGUCACAUCGGAGCUGCUCCAUCAGCCAGGACAACGGGCUGAGCGCUGCCUUCACCAUCGCGCACGAGAUCGGGCACGUUUUUAACAUGCAGCACGACAGCCACCGGAGUUGCGCCGCUGUGCUGGCGAGGGAGGGGCGGUACAACCUGAUGGCCCCCACCCUGAACGGAGACAGCACUCACCCCUGGGCAUGGUCCCGCUGUAGCUCACGGGCGCUCAGCAACUUCCUACAGGCCGGACGAGGAGGCUGCCUGCACGACCAGCCGACGGGUCCGGGCCGGAAGCUGCCCAGAGACCACCCCGGUCAGCUGUUCGACGUGGAUCAGCAGUGCGAGCUGGUGUUCGGCACGGGGUCGGCGCUCUGUCCGUUCAUGAGGGGGACCACCUGCUCGAAGCUGUGGUGCACCACUAUGGUGAAGGGCCAGCAGGUGUGCCAGACGUACCACAUGCCCUGGGCGGACGGAACCGCCUGCGGAAGGAACAGGUGGUGCCAGGAGGGGAAGUGCACGGAGAAGCGCGAGGCGGUGCGGGUAGACGGGGGUUGGGGGUCGUGGGAGCCGUGGGGGGCGUGCAGCCGGACCUGUGGGGGAGGGGUGCAGGCGGCGGCGCGGAAGUGCGACAGUCCCGCCCCUCAGCACGGAGGGGACUUCUGCCGGGGGGAGGCGGUGAAGUACCGGUCCUGUCGCACCGAGGCCUGCCCCUUUGCCCCCUGUAGGGAGGAGCAGUGUGCGAAGUUUGACGGGCAGCACUUCAACAUUAACGGGCUGAACAGGUACACGCGCUGGGUGCCCAGGUACGCAGGGGUCGCUCUUAAGGACAGCUGCAAACUCACCUGCCGGGUCGCCGGGACAACCAUGUUCUACACGCUCAGAGAAAAGGUCGUUGACGGGACCCCCUGUGGACCUGACAUCAGCGGAGUGUGUAUCCAGGGCCGGUGCCAGAAGACGGGGUGCGACAACCUGCUCGGCUCCACCGCCAAACGCGACAAGUGUGGCAUCUGUGGCGGACGGGGAGAAUCAUGCUCUAAAGUCUCAGGGUCAUACAACAAGGUGGGGUACGGCUACCGCACGGCGCUGGAAAUUCCCGCGGGAUCCACCCGGAUAGAGAUCCGCCAGGUGUCCUACAACGGGAAGAAGGUGGACGGGAACUAUCUCGCCGUCAGGAACGCGAAGGGGAAGUACUUCAUCAACGGCGGCUACGUCAUCCGCAUGGCGGGCGUGGACGAACUUGACAUUGGCGGCGCCGUUCUGUCCUACAGCGGCUCCGACACCGCCGAGGAAAAAAUAUCCAUCCGCGAUCGGACGCAGGAGAAACUGAUCAUCGAAGUCAUAUCUUCCGAGGAGGUUCCUCCGCAGGUGAUUUACUCCUACCUCGCGCCGAAGGCGUCUAUACAGUACACAAACCAGAGAGACACCCCUCGUGCGAGAACUCGAAUGCUGCCCCCGCCGCCGACAAGACCCAGCCCGGUAAGAUCUACGUGGUACACCGGGUCGUGGGGCGGGUGUUCUAAGUCGUGCGGGCACGGAGAGAAGCGGCGCAGCGUGCAGUGCAUGGACCAGUACGGCCGGCAGAGCGGGACGUGUGCCGCCGCGGACAGACCGGCGGAGACGGCGCGAUGCUACGGCAGCAGCAGCCGCUGCGGGGAGUGGAUAUACGGCGGCUGGAGCGAGUGCUCGAAGCCGUGCGGGAGAGGCGUGCAGCUCAGACUGGUGGGUUGCCGGUUGCAGAACGGAGCGAUAGGUCCAGACAGAGAGUGUGACGCGAGCUCCAAACCCGCGGACACGCAGGAAUGCAACACCUCGCCCUGCUCCUCUCGGCGCUGGUACAGAUGACGGCGGGAGAGCUCUUAGCGAUCUUGAACUUGACUCCUAGGAUUGUUUGAAAGUUCACGACUUGGCCAAGCUCCUUGAGAAUCUGCAAACACUCAAGGAAGAGCGUCCCAAGGAAUGUGAGACCACGCCUUGAGGAGGUGCGAAGUAAGAAGAUUUGAAGGACGCAAACACUCGAUGUCGUCUUCACAAUCUUGGCCUAAAGAUUAGAACGCAGGCACGUGAGGCAGGGCCACAAACUCGACUGUACAAACUUCUUUCUACGUGGGACCUUGUUGCACGAUGUCUGUACAAAUGUCGUUGAAAAUACCACAUGGCAGUAUCACUGAGAAUACGACGUCAUGUAAAUGUCUAAAUCUAAGUGUGGGAGAUAGAAAAGACACAUAUCCAAUCUCCAAAAUAAAUGACAAGCAAGCAAACUCAGAGAGCAAACUUUCCAUCCAAUCUGGAUCAGCUAAGGUCUUGAGUUUUUCCCUUUUACAAGCAAUGCUUUA
This is a messenger RNA of Branchiostoma belcheri (Belcher's lancelet), 2618 nucleotides long. RefSeq names its product A disintegrin and metalloproteinase with thrombospondin motifs 9-like. Gene Ontology annotation, molecular function: metalloendopeptidase activity. The coding region runs from base 1 to 2127 and encodes 708 amino acids. NCBI's taxonomy places the organism in Eukaryota, Metazoa, Chordata, Leptocardii, Amphioxiformes, Branchiostomatidae. The transcript has 12 exons. The record is from RefSeq and is a predicted model, not a curated record. Gene Ontology annotation, biological process: proteolysis; extracellular matrix organization. Gene Ontology annotation, cellular component: extracellular matrix.